Messenger RNA from Gaeumannomyces tritici R3-111a-1, 195 nucleotides. RefSeq lists its product as hypothetical. Lineage: Eukaryota; Fungi; Ascomycota; Sordariomycetes; Magnaporthales; Magnaporthaceae. Bases 1 to 195 code for a protein of 64 amino acids. The record is from RefSeq and is a predicted model, not a curated record. The transcript has 2 exons.
AUGGGCAGCCAGAGAAAUCAAAGAAAAAAAUGGGCUGCGGGUGUCGAGCGGAGCUGGAUGCAUGGACGGACAUUGGGCAAGACGGGGUCGCUUGGCGGGUUGGCAUUGGCUUUCACACACAGCCAGUUGAUCCCUGACAUCAAAUCGCAGCGCCGACCCAGCCCAGCGCUUCAGGUGGACCCUGCUAAGGCGUGA